This is a messenger RNA of Hippocampus zosterae (dwarf seahorse), 2303 nucleotides long. RefSeq names its product lysine acetyltransferase 14 (gene kat14). The record is from RefSeq and is a predicted model, not a curated record. Gene Ontology annotation, molecular function: acyltransferase activity, transferring groups other than amino-acyl groups. The coding region runs from base 1 to 2250 and encodes 749 amino acids. The transcript has 10 exons. Lineage: Eukaryota; Metazoa; Chordata; Actinopteri; Syngnathiformes; Syngnathidae.
AUGGACGGGGGCGGCGUCGAGGACCAGGCGGCGCGCGCCUCGGCCUCGCAGGGCCUGGAGGAGGGCGAGGUGGAGGGCGAAACGCUUCUGAUCGUGGAGUCGGAGGAGCGGGGCUCGCCGGACCUGUCGCACGACCACAGCGGCGACUCCCUGGCCAGCGACCCCGGCGAGGAGGCGGACGCCGUCUGGGCCUGCGACCACUUGGCCUUCUACUGCGAGCGAUGCCACAAGUGGAUCCCGGCCGCUCGCCUCCACGGCAACCAGCCCAGCUACCUGAAGGGCGACAACUUCUUCAAGUUUGUGUGCCGCGACUGCUCCGAGGACGGCGAGGAGAGCUUCGAGAGGAUGCGGCUCACCUGGCAGCAGGUGGUCAUGCUGGCCAUGUACAACCUGUCUCUGGAGGGAACCGGACGCCAAGGCUACUUCCGCUGGAAGGAGGACAUCUGCGCCUUCAUCGGCCGCCACUGGAACUUCCUCCUGGGAUCCAGGAAAAAGACAUCCACCUGGUGGAGCACGGUGGCGGGGUGUCUGUCGGUGGGCAGUCCGACUUUCUUCCGCUCGGGGGCCCAGGAGUUCAGCGAGCCGGGAUGGUGGAAGCUGGUCCACAACCGACCUCCGACCCUGCGCGCACACGCCCACAAGGCCGCCGCCAAGGCCAAAGGGGCGGCUCGCAAAGCGGCGGCGGCGGUGGAGCCGGCCGCGGCGGCGGAAGGUUUGCGCAAGCGGGGCGGCAGGAACCCGGUGGAGACGGCCAUGCAGCUGAAGGAGAAGCGCUCCCGCACGCAGGAGGCCAAAGACAUCCGGCGGGCUCAGAAGGAGGCGGGCGGCGGCUUGGGGCGGGGCCGCCGGCAUCCGCCGGAAGCCCUCCUGGAGAAGGGCGAGGUGGUGGACUUCUCCUCCGUCAGUUCUUCGGACAGGACGCCGCUGAGCAGCCCGUCGCCGUCGCCCUCGCCCGACUUCUCGGCGCCCGGGACGCCGGCCUCCCACUCGGCCACGCCCAGCCUGCUGUCGGAGGCCGACCUCAUCCCGGACGCCAUGCCGCCCCAGGCUCUCUUUCACGACGACGAGGAGAUGGCGGCAGACGCCGCCAUCGACCCCGGGACGGAGGACGCCCCUCCGCCCGCCGCCUCGGCGCGCAAGCGACUCCGCCCGCCGCCCCCCGGCAUCAAGCGGGAGGCGGACAGCGAGGACGACGACGAGGACGACUUUGAGGAAGAGGGGGCGGCGCGGCCGGCCGCCGGCCACGAGGGCUCGGAGCGCAAGAGGUCGUCGUCCCGCCGCGACAAAAGCCACGGGAGCCCUCCCGCUCCUCGCCACGCCCCGGUGGGCCCCUACGACGAGCGGGUGCUGCGGCGCCGUCUGGACGCGUGCCCGCUGGCGCUGGCCGUCACGCCGCAAGCCCGCCGCCUCCGCCGCAAGCUGUUGGUGCGGCAGGCCAAGCGGCAGCGAGGACUCCCCCUGCUGGACAUCGACUGCGCACUCAGUCUGGCGGGAGGAGUCUACGGCGCUCGGGAGGAGGCGGGGGGCGGGCGGCCCGGCGCCGGCCGGGAUCUUCGGGUCUUGGACCGCUUCCAGGUCAAAGCUUCGGCUCGCCGCGGGUCGCCCUCGCCUCGGCUCUCUUUCGGCUGUCGCCUGACGGGCGCCGACGGCGCUUCGGAGCAAAGCGUCAAGAGCCCGUACACGUCCCGCUUCCUCAAGCCGUACAUCAGGCGCGACUACGAGAGCCGUCCCCCGAAGAUGCGCCUGCUGGCCGAGAUCCGAGCGCACGCUCACCGCCGGGAGCCCGGCUGGACCCCCGAGGCCGACGCCCCCCUGGACUACUGCUACGUGCGGCCCAAUCACAUCCCCUCGGUCAACGCCAUGUGUCGCCACGGCUUCUGGCCAGGAGUGGACCUGUCGGAGUGCCUGCAGUACCCCGACUUCAGCGUGGUGGCGCUCUACAAGAAGGUGGUGGUGGGCUUCGGUUUCAUGGUGCCCGACGUCAAGUACAACGAGGCGUACGUCUCCUUCCUGCUGGUGCACCCCGAGUGGCGGCGGGCGGGCAUCGGAACCUUCAUGAUCUACCACCUCAUCCAGACGUGCAUGGGCAAGGAUGUGACUCUGCACGUGUCCGCCAGCAAUCCGGCCAUGUUGCUUUACCAGAAGUUCGGCUUCCAGGCCGAGGAGUACAUCCUGGACUUUUACGACAAGUACUACGCCUUGGACAGCGCCGAGUGUCGCCACGCCUUCUUCCUGCGAUUGCGACGCUGACGCCGCCCUCUUUGUCUUCCCCUCAUUUGAGCCAAUAAAAAACGCCAUGGGCG